AUGCCUCGCGAGGCGGUGACCUCGGCGGUGUCCCAAAGUUGGAAAGCCCUAGAAGUCGUGGCGCCCACGAAUGAUGCGGACUUAGCCGGCACUUCGCAUUUCUCGUGCGAGGCGCUGCGCUUCGCAGAUGCAGCAUUGAAGGACCAACGAGACUUCAUGGCCAAGGCUGUGGCAGUGGAUGGCCGGGCAUUGCAUUACGCCAGUGCCAGGCUUCAGGCCGAUCGAGAGCUUCUUUUGGAGGCCUCGAAACUCAACAGUUGGGCCAUCGACUGCGCACCAAAGGCACUGCGGACAGAUGCUGGCUUCAUGGCAGAGGUCGUGGCUGUGAACCCACUGGCACGUCGCUUCUUUGCCGAGACACCGCUUGAGGCCCCGGAGAACGAUGGCAGCAGACCCUGUGUGGAGGCACCCGCGCAGCGGCCUGUGCAUCACCUCCUUCCCGUGGCUCAGGGGCGCUUAGCAGGGCGCUGGCGCUAUGAGGAUGACGGGGAUGAGGACUUCGUGGUGGAAAUUCAACAGGCCGAAGGCGGAGACGGGGCAGCCUAUGUGGUGCGCUUCCUUUUCGAGGGCCAGGCCACCAACGCUGAGUGCUGCUGCACGGUGUCUUCCGGCACGUCCGUGAGGAUUGAGGAGCGGGAGGGCGAGACGUUGAACAUCUACGAGGGCUCCAUGAUCAGCGAGGAGCAGAUCGCGGGGCAGUUCUGGUGCGAAAGCUCCGGAGAAGGGAAUAGUUUCCAAUCAGGUGCCAAAGGGCCAUUCCGACUCGUAAAGGAGCCGCAGGAGACGCGGAUCCGAGAUGCGGAGACUCGCGGAGAGCACCAAAAGUGGGAGACUCGCAAAGCCUCCCGAUGGCGAGAAGCCUUGGACCUUCUGCCGCGCGACGAGACCAGCGUGGACUUUUGGUCCUUCAGCGCAGCCAUAGGCGCCUGCAGUGGCGGCAGUGCCUGGCCUAUCAGCCUAGCCUUGCUGAAGCGCGUCCAGCAAGAGGUGCCUGCAGGUGAGUUGACUCCAGUCUAUGGAGGCGCCGUGAGCAGCAGGGCCCCUUGGCAUGUGGGCCUGGCGCUUCUAGCGCAGAUGGAAACGGAGAGGGUGCCGGCGAACAUCAUCAUCUACAGUGCCUUGAUGAGCGCUUGCAAUCGAGCACAGCAGUGGCAAGUCUCGUUGCAACUCUUCCAGGCCGCCGAGCGUCACCACUUCUCGCUGGAUGUGAUGGCCUUCGGUGCUGGCAUCACUGCUGCUGAGAAGGGGCAGCAGUGGCAGAGUGCGCUCGUCUUGUUGGAUCAGAUGAAAGAAGAGGAGUUGCUGCCCAACCUCAUCACUUGCAAUGCAGCGAUUGCCGCCUGUGGCCCUGCGUCACCUUUUGCCUUGGAGCUGCUGAGGGCUUUGGGUCCAAGGGCUGAUGCGGUGUCUUUCGAGAGUGCAGUCACUGCAUGCGGCAGAGAUCAAGCUUGGAUGACUUGCUUGUCUUUGCUUGAGGAGAUGGAGGACCGUGGCUUACGCCGCAGUGUCAUUGCCUUUGGUGGGGCGAUUGCCGGUCAGGAAGGCCAUUGGCCACAUGCCUUGGCCUUGCUCGAGCAAAUGUCCAUCUCAAAGGUGGUGACGAAUGUCAUCGUCUACUCCGCGUUGAGCAGUGUUUGCUCUUCAUCGUCUCAGUGGCAGAUGGCCUUACAGGUCUUUGAGGAGAUGCAGCUGAGCCUGGUGAGGGGCAACGUGGUGGCGUACAGUGCGGCCAUCAGCGCCUGUGAGAAGGGCCAGCAGUGGCUCAAAGCCUUGGAUUUCCUGGAUGAGAUGCUGCGAUGCCGUGUGGUGCCCAACGUGGUCACCACGAGCUCGUUGCUGGCGAGCUUGGCCGGUCGCUGGGAGCUGGCGAUGUUGCUGCUGAUGCAACUGCCCUCGCGCGCCUGCACUGACGUCGCGGUCUACAAUGCGGCAGCGAGUGUUUGUGGGCAGGGUCUGCAGUGGCACUUGGUGCUGGAGCUCCUCAGGGGCAUGGAUGAGCUCCAGAUCGACAUGGAUGUCAUCACCUACAGUACGGCCAUGGGUGCCAUGGAGGAGGGCUUGCAGUGGCAGAAGGCCUUGCAACUCCUGGAGUUUGCUGUGGAGGCUCAGUUGGAGCUAGAUCAGAUGUGCCUGAAUGCCGCAGUGAAUGCCUGCAAGAAGGAGGGCCAAUGGCAGCAGGCGCUCGCAGUGCUCGCCUUGCAGGACUUCAGCAACCUCGAGGAGAAGACGCUGGGAGCGCUGGCUUCUGCGUUUGAGAGGGGGAAUGCGUGGCAGAUGAUCUUGCAGCUGUUGAAGGAGCACCCAGAUCCUGGGAUCUACGCUCUCCGUUCGGCAGUGCAUGGCUGUCAUCAAGGGCGCUGUUGGCCCGGCGCAUUGCUUCUCUUGCAGAGCCUCCAGAAGAACCAGCACCCGGGAUCGGCCUGCCUUGCAUUGACCAGCUUCAGUGCCCAUCCGAAGGCGCAAGAACUCAUGGAGGAGUUGACGCAGGCAACCCUGCAAGAACUCUGCAGAACUUAGGCCUUCCGUAGUGUGCCUCCACGCCUCUAUUUUCUGAGGGCUGCCUCACUGAUACAUCCUCUUUCACAGACAUACUGUAGUUGCAU
Molecule: messenger RNA, 2603 nt
Organism: Durusdinium trenchii
Lineage: Eukaryota; Dinophyceae; Suessiales; Symbiodiniaceae
Source: the annotation of a GenBank genome assembly